Molecule: messenger RNA, 1343 nt
Organism: Stylophora pistillata
Lineage: Eukaryota; Metazoa; Cnidaria; Anthozoa; Scleractinia; Pocilloporidae
Source: RefSeq, a predicted model, not a curated record
AUGACUGGAGCUGAAGUGAGUUCAAUAGGACCUGAUCGUCGGCUGUAUGUAAGAGGGCCCACGAGAUACACAAAACAUGCCGAGUAUCUGAUAAAAAGCAAAAUGGCCGCUGGAAGAGUCAUGGCUAACACAAUCUGCGUCUAUAUAGACAAGAAAAAUCUCCCGGAAGAUUGUGAAGUAAAGCUUGUUCCUGUAGACGAAAAAGAGCGCUUGAUAUUAUCAGUAGGAUCUUUGCCCCAAUAUCGCUUGAAACCUUGUGAAGAAUACGAUAUGGAAGUGCAGGGAGCUUAUUCGCUUUAUCAAGCUGUAGCAGAUUAUGACGCUUCUGUCAAAGAAAGAGUUUUAACAUCCUUGAGCAGCUUGAAAAAGGAAAUUAUGUCGGGAAAUUAUCACAAAGCUGACCUGUGGUCCGACCUCGAGGAGACGUGGAGCAUUGUUGAUUCGAUCAAGAAGCUCCAAGCAACGAAAGAGAAAAGAAGUGAAUGGCUUGUUGCAUUUAAAGAGGGUGUGGACCUUGCUGACAAGGUGGUGAACGAUGCAUUUGGUGAGCAGUUAGUGGAGGACUUCAUGGCAAGAUAUGACCUAACUUUUUUGUCCCCGAAUAGCCAACCGAUGCGAUGCAAGGUGUGGGUAGUAAAUAAAGAUGUGGGAAAGAAACUUGAAGAAAUACCAAUUCCUUUCCAUGACCUGAAAAAUAUUGUUGAAGAAUUGCGGUUUGAAGAUGAGCCCACUAGGGCGAGAUGUCGAGGGUGGCUGGUUUUACAAUCCAAAAAAAUUAUCCAGGUUAACAUCAUAUUUCCCGGUUCAGACAUCGAUUGCAGGAUAACCUUGCGUGCACUUACGGAUGAUUUAGUAGCAGACAGCAACCUUGUGUGCGAGAAAGAAGAGACACGCCUUAUAUCAAAAUAUCUCUCUAAGUUAACAUUUACCGAUGCCGACGGGUUACGCCUACCAGCAGAUGAGAAAUUACCCCAGGCGUUUAACCACACUCAUUGGAGAUGCUCCCGCCGGACUUUGUUAACCCCCCGGCCUGGAUUUUCCAUGAUUGUCUCUAAUGAAAGAUCCUGGUGUAGUGAUCUCAGGGAUGAGGAAAACAGAGUAACGACGGAUAUUCACCUUCAUUGUGAAAAAUGGGAUCAGCUUCUCAGCGAAGAAGAUUGGGAGCCAGAAAUAAUCUGUGCCGAAUUGCCUGAGUUUCUUCGCUUUGUUCGCCAAGUUCAAGAUUUCAUUUCUUGUAACUGUACCAAAACAGCUGAUCAGGAAUGAAGCAAGGUUGAUAAGCAGUUGAUCCAUAUUAAUUGUUGCUCAUAAUCAUAAAGAUUAAAAAUUAAGUUUAAAUUUGA